Messenger RNA from Tetrahymena thermophila SB210, 2970 nucleotides. RefSeq lists its product as hypothetical. NCBI's taxonomy places the organism in Eukaryota, Ciliophora, Oligohymenophorea, Hymenostomatida, Tetrahymenidae. The transcript has 4 exons. The record is from RefSeq and is a predicted model, not a curated record.
AUGCUGAGAUAACAUUUAGUCCGCGAAAACAUUGCAAAAGAAAACUUAAAUGAACAUUAAGAUAUGACAGCUAAAAAGUAUUACAUUAGAUAGAAUAUAUCAAUUAACAAAUAAAUUCCUCUUUUAGAUACUGAGAAUGCUAUUAAUUCCUUCAAUCAUGCUUAAAAACCUAUUUUUUCUAACUAAAUUAAAUAAUUGGAUCAUUUAAAACAAGUUUCUCAACAAGAUAACUAAGACUCUUCUUUUGAAGCGAGCUUUAAUGGCCAGAAUAAGAAUUAAUAAAACAAGUUCUUCCUUAAGCUAUUGAUUCCUUCAAAGGGUUCCUAAAAUAGCUCUCCUAAAUCAGUAAGCAAGAUAGAUUAAUUAAAUAGUAAUGAUAGUUUUAAUAGUAAAUAACUAUACAUUAGAAAGAAACAAGCUUCACCAAACAAUCAAAGUUCUUUCAAUAAGCACGAAUGCUAAUAAAUAUUCAAUUUAAAACAGUAAAUAAAUCAAAGAGAUUAGCAAUAUAAUUAAAUAAAGAAACAUAAAUCAAAGAGUUUUUUGAACUUGAAACAGAUAAAUUCUUCCUUAAUAAAUGAAGAAAAUAAAAAGAGUCUUUAAAUUCAGAAUUUAAACGAAUAGUAAAAUGAUAGCGUAAAUUAAAAUGUAAAUAAAAGAAAAUAUUAAAUUGAUGUUGCUGGAUUUAUGUAAACAAGUAAAUAAAUAAAUUCAUUAAAUAUGCCAAGUAUAAGCAGUCCUAGUUAAUCCGUGUCUCCGUGUAGAAUUUCAAGAGUUAAUAGCCAUUUAAAAUUUAACAUUUCAAAUACUCCAACUUCAUUUAGUGGUGGAUAAUUACUGGAUUUCUAAGAUAGAAAUGACACAACUCCUUAUUCAAAUAUGAAUAAAGAGAAAAGGAGAUCCAGUUUGAAUUUAGCUAAUAACUAAGAAGAAAACUAAUAAAUUUAGUAAACCAACCAUUAAAGGUUAAGCAUAAAGAAGGAAUCGAGAAUUGCUUCAUUAACAAGGCUGCAAGAAGAAGAAAAGAAUAAAUUCAUUGAAGAAGCAUAAAAAAUGUAUAUAGAAAAAAGAAUAAUAGCAGAUGAAGAAGAUCUGAAAGUAGUAAGCAAAAUGUAGCUAGAUUAAAAUGAAUAUAAAAAUGUAGAUAAUAUAAUAUAGUACUAAAAAAGUAAUAAAACACAUUAAAUAUUAAAAGAUUUGUAUAAAUAAAAUAUCUCAAAGUAGUAAUCAUUUUCAAUAGAUAAAAAUGCUUAAAACUUCUUAUAAAAUAAAGUUUGUAAAAGACACUCCUCAGUUAUUGGAAUUAAAACCCCAUAGAUACUUAUUUAAAACUGCUAAAAACCAAAAAAAAUUAUUUAAUUAAAAGAAAUUACUUAAGAAAAAAUUGAGUCUAGAGAAACCGUUAAAACGAAAUUAGCAAACCCUGUCAUUGAUAAAAAAAUUCUACCAAGAAAAUUAAGUUUAAUUCCUAUAAAUAGAAGUUAUAACAGCAUAAGCUUUUCUAAUUAUAAAGACAGAGAAUCUUCAUUAUAACCAAAUGUCUAAGAUUCAAUUUCAUAAAUAACUCAAAAAGACAUCUUUUAACCAUUCAAAUAAAAAAUAUCCAAUAUAAAUCAAUAAAUAUAUCAACUUCUUCUCAAAUCUUCUCCUGACUAAAUACUUGAACUAAGUUUAUCCAAAAAAGAUUUAAAUAUAGAAACGAUUACUUUGCUAUAGCAAAAAUUCUUAUCUUAAAACUCAAAGCUUUUAAUUUUAAAUUUGGAGAACUGUAAAAUUAAUGACUAAGUUGCAAAUUCAUUAAUGGAAUGCUUAGCGAGCAACUCUUCAAUAAAAAAAUUGAAUUUAUCUUAGAAUCAAAUAAGCUCUAAAUCAUGCCAAAAUAUUAAAAAGGUUAUUUCCGAAAAUUACUAUCUAGAGGAGUUCUAUUUACACUGGAAUUUAAUUAAGGGAGAUGGUGGAGCUUUAAUUGCUUAAGGACUGUAAGUUAAUACAACGUUGAAUGUAUUAGAUCUGAGUAAAAACCCUUUAGGUGGAGAUUAAAAUAAAUUGGCCUGCAGUUAAGAAAUUAAACGCUUUUUAAUGUAUCAGCAAUCAAAUGUAGUUCAUUUAGAUCUCUCAAAUUGUGGUUUUAAUCAAUAAGAAUCUACAAUAAUUUAAGAAGGAUUAAUAAAUAACCAUACUAUUUAUGGCUUUCAUUUUUCUGGGAAUGUAGGAGUUGUAGAUGCUUUGGGAUUUCUUAAUAUAAAUAACCAUAUAAACAGCUUCAGAAAUAUUCAUUUAAAUCACCGUAUUGAUGGAGUCAAUACUUUAAAUUUCAUGCUAGCUAAGGACAGAUCCUUAGUUUCUGUAGAUAAUUGCUGGAUUUGUUAAGGUUGGCAAGAACAAGAAAUCACAGUUGAUAUUAGCAACUUUAAUGCUAAAAAUAUGAUUCAUAGAGUCUUUGUCCAUUUAGAUUUUCUUGAAUAUAAAGGGAUUUAAUUACAACCAAAAUAAAAUAAUAAUAUUUACUAUUUAAAAGUGAUGUGUCCUCCUAAUUAAACUCUUCAGUUCUUUUUUACCAUCCCUGAAUAAAAAAUAUAAAUGAUAUCUCCUUAGUAUCAUUCUUACUAAAUACAAACUUUGGGGGUAGAUAUUCCUACUGGAAUAUUAUUUUAAUAAGAUGCAGCAAUGACUAUGCCAUUAGAUCCUGAAAUAAAUUAAAUUAAUAUUUUAAAAACCUAAGUUGGAAAAGUUAUUGAUGAAGAGACUUUUCAUCCUCUUAUCCAAUGUUAUCCAAGACCAUCGAUGACAAAUUAAUUAUAAUAAUAAUAAAAAAAAUAAAGUUAAUUACCUACUUGGAAAGGUGAUAAGAGAAAACAAAUCAUGUAAAAACUUUUAAAUAACACAAUCCAUCUUAAUUCUAAAAUUCCUAAAUCUCCAAAUAAUUAAAUAAAGCAGCAGAAUACUUCUAAAAAUUAAUUAAUUAAUUGA